GAAAAGAGAAAUAUGCAGUAAUAGAAUUUCUUUAGAAUAAAAAAACGCUGAGUUAGGUUUCAUGGACCUUUCUUCCACUUUCUGUGUGAGAGAGAUAGACAGAGUAUAGGGAAAGAAAGAGGGAGACUGUGGACACGAACUUCGAUGGCGGGCACUCCUGAUCUUUGCUGACGAGGCUUUGCACUCGACCGGUCUUGGCAUGCACUCCUGGGUCUUCUUCCGUUUCAAUGUCAAAUAUAAUGACACCUUCAAAUUUUUAAUGGAAGUUCUUUGGAGUUGAUCUUUUCCUCUUUUCUUCGUGCUGUUUUCCCAGGCUUCGUGAUUGGCAUUAGAGUCAUCCUAAUAGGGAGAAGUCAUCCUAUGGAAUAUAGUCGUCCCUCUCCUGUGAAAUAAACCGAUGUUAAGUGGUCCCUCCUUACCUUCUUUAUUGUGCAAACUUCCAAUCCUUUCCAUUGCAGUGGUGUCCGGAACAGUUGUACGGGUGUUUUAGUGUGAUGGAUCCUGCGCCAUCCUCAUGGACGUUCUUGAAUAGGAUGAAGAGGCACUUAGACUAAGCCUUUCCGACCUUCUUGGGACGACGGAGGUGAACAAUUCGGCGAGGGUACGGCUCGUAUGGCACGGCUCAUGGGGUCCAGGGAGAGGAGCGUGGGCGGAGGUGAACAAGGAAGUCAAGUGGUGGUUGAUGCUGCACGCCUACGGCUUUGCUAUUUCGUUUCUCGUGCUAGCUUUUUACGCCUUCUUUUCCAUUUUGAACAUAAGGUCGCUGAUAACGAAAAGGCCGUACAUGUCGACAAUUAACGUCUUCCUUUGUGUUCUAAGCUCUUCGCGGGCUGUCUGCCUCUUCAUUGACCCAUACGCCCUUAAAAACAUUAUGCCUCGUUUGUUGGGCUUGGCGAUUUGGGAUUUGGGCUUCCCGAGCCUGGUUUCGGCCCUGGCACUACUCCAGCUGGCCCUCCUGCGGCUCACGCAGAUCCCCAGCGCCCCCCAGCCUCUCAAGAACAGCUCCUGCCUUUCGUUGGCCAUCACUCUCCAUUUCGCCUCGGUGCUGGCCAUCGACACAACCCUGGCACUCCACCCGCACGUCCUAGUCGCAAAGUACGUCGUCGACACUGCGUUCCACGUCUGGGGGGCUGCCGUUUGCGCCGUAUUCCUCUAUUCGGGGGUGAAGGCGAUGCGGGUGCUGAGCGACAUGCCAUCUGCCAUGCUCGAGAGGGACAUCGACGCCCAGUACAAAGGGAUCAUGCAACUCGCCAUGCUCGCCCCUUACAACAACCUGGCCACUUCGGUCGCCGCGGCCCUCGUCCCGACCCUCCUCGCCCCGAAGCUCGUCCACGAGAAGAAAGGCAUCGCCGCCUCCUCAUCCUCUUCGAAGACGGAGCCGGUGAAGAGUUGCAUCCUCAAGCCGACCCCCAAACCGAGCCCGAACAGCUCCGAUAACGAGGAGCCACGGACCACCGACCAAGGACAGAGAAGGACCAAAAAGCUCAGCUGGGGACCAGAAAGGCGGAUAUCCGGCCAACUACCGAAAAAGGCAAGCGGUACGAGGCUCGAGGAGGAAAACGAAGACGUCAACACGAGCCUGCUUCCCCAAAGGGAAUCCAAGAGCGACCUGACUCUCGACGCGAUCUUGAAUCACAUCGCGUACAUGAACAGGGGUGGCGUGAGCGAGACGACGCAGAGCAGGAAGCAGCGGCUGCGUAAUGUCCUACGACUCACGACCCUCACGCCUUUCCUAGCCCUCCUCUUCGUCCUCACAAGCCUUUUUCGAAUUUACGACCCAGCAUGGUACGACGGCUACAAGAAGUGGCUCGCGUUCGAGACCUGCUGCAGGAGCCUCGAGGUGGUGAUCGCCUGGUCGAUGGCCAACCUGACAAAGCAGCCAGUCUCAAACCACAGCAUCACAGGCUACCAGACGCACGGUUCCAAGCAAAGCAUGUUCAUGUGAAAAAGGACAUCUACUUGUCCAGGGGUUUUCUAUGACCAGUCGACCAGAAGAUAAUAAUUUUUUUUAAAAAUCAAUUUAACUUAGUACGGUCUUAGAAGGAGAAGCACAAAGAUAAACAUAAAUUCCGGCAAAUUUUACUUGUUAACAAUUUAGCCUCCAAGUGAAUAACCAGAUGUCCAGGGUAAAAAUAAUAACAUAAAUUUCUCGUUUUAAAAAAACAUUUUUCUAUCGCAUGUACUAUUUAAAUAAUAAUCAGUAGUUUUAAAGGGCGUUUGUGUACGUAUAAAGGGGGUCCGCCUGUUCUCGCUAGGGGAAGAAAGUUAUUUAUUCAUUUUUAAUACUUGUACAGUCAUAUAUUUUUUUUAAUUAGUCAAAACCGGGCACAAAAAUGACAUUGAAAAUAGACAUAUCUAAAGAAAUUUUUUUUAUCUUUGACAAAUUAUCACAGCAAAAAAAAAAUAUAUAUAUAGUAAAGUCGCAUUAGAGACGGUGAAGUUAUUAAAUUUUGGUUUAAUUUUACUAUUUACAUAAUUACAAUGUAAGAGCGAUAGGGAGCGUGAGGGGAAGAGAGAUAGUCAGAGAGAGAGAGAGA
Messenger RNA from Cimex lectularius (bed bug), 2537 nucleotides. RefSeq lists its product as uncharacterized. NCBI's taxonomy places the organism in Eukaryota, Metazoa, Arthropoda, Insecta, Hemiptera, Cimicidae. The record is from RefSeq and is a predicted model, not a curated record. Bases 683 to 1945 code for a protein of 420 amino acids. The transcript is spliced from 9 exons.